Messenger RNA from Penicillium argentinense, 1242 nucleotides. Its product is annotated as DUF3716 domain-containing protein. NCBI's taxonomy places the organism in Eukaryota, Fungi, Ascomycota, Eurotiomycetes, Eurotiales, Aspergillaceae. The record is from RefSeq and is a predicted model, not a curated record. Bases 1 to 1242 code for a protein of 413 amino acids. The transcript has a single exon.
AUGGCCGGUUCUCAGAGCGGAGAUUCGGUUUCUGGGGAUCCUCGCUCCCUACGUGACGGAACGCUGCCCUCUCACCAGGAAGAAGCAGAGGAAGAGGAGGAAGAGGAAGAAGAAGAAGAAGAAGAAGAAGAACGGACGGUUCCUGAGGAGGAGAAUAUUGAAACAUCUUCUCCAGUUCCUCGUUGGCGUCUGCGUUUUCAAAGCCAGGUUCCGUUUUUCCAAUAUUCCGGUCUUCCAACAACCAAACUAGCAGAGUGGUGCAUUGAUAUGAGAGGAAAUCCCCUUCUUUCAUCAUUCACUACCGAUGCAGACCGAGCGGUAAUUAGGAAGCUGCCUGAGCAACCUCGGUACGUGGAUUGGAGGGUGGUGGAUGGUAUUCCACAGUUCAAAAACUGCAACCGCGCUCAACAGCGCCGAGCAGCAAUGGCGCAGCGUUUCGGACAGCUUGCACCUCUGGGUGAGGAGUGUAGCUACUGUUCCUCUGGAAAAGGUUCCUUUGAGAGCUGCCGUGUGGCGAUAGAUGACAGCAACACUCUGAUGUUCCAGGGUAGUUGUCUGUGUUGUGCCUUUCUGGAUGGAGGAGCCAAAUGCAGCUUCCGUACCAUGCGUCCUCUCUGGAUAAGGGCGUACGAGAAUUCUGAAUCCCUUGCAGCUAUAGGCUCUGCUCCUUCAACGGUUCAGCGACGAGGUCGUACCAAAGCUUUGGCCAAGACCGCUCCACCUCGUUCUGGCACAGUGAUCCGGCAUUUGGAACAGCCUACUGCCCCUGUUACUCAAGGCCACAAUGGUCAAUCCCGUUCUGGUGUUUUCCGAGGAUAUGGAGCUAGUUCCACUCCGGGAGGCCAUUCCCAUGGCUUAACUAGGGGUUCUCGUCGUGUUCGAGUCCGUUCCAAUAUUCAGGAGCAUCCGCGCACUUCAGUAGAAUCACCUUCUCUAGCCAUUCCGACCUCCCUGACCCGUUCAGGCUGGUAUUUCGACCUUCCACCAGCAAUUAAUCCGCAUGAGGACAUGCCUGCUGUGGAUUCUCCCCUAUAUGUGUCCCCAACCACUCAAUUGGAUCGGCAGGAGUCUGAUCUUCGUGUUCUGCGCCAGGCCUACCAUGAUGCGCUUUCAGUUCGCCAACGAGCGACAUGGGAUGCAUACCGAAUUGGACGUCGGAUCCAACUUCUAACCCAGAAGCCACCUACUCAGAGCUCAUGGCAAGGUAGUGGUCUUUCGGAAUCAGAGAGAGAGCAGAACUAA